This is a messenger RNA of Stegostoma tigrinum, 3290 nucleotides long. RefSeq names its product lysosomal protective protein. Lineage: Eukaryota; Metazoa; Chordata; Chondrichthyes; Orectolobiformes; Stegostomatidae. The transcript has 11 exons. Gene Ontology annotation, biological process: proteolysis. The coding region runs from base 529 to 1887 and encodes 452 amino acids. Gene Ontology annotation, molecular function: serine-type carboxypeptidase activity. The record is from RefSeq and is a predicted model, not a curated record.
UAGGCCCGAAACGUCAGCUUUUGUGCUCCUGAGAUGCUGCUUGGCCUGCUGUGUUCAUCCAGCCUCACAUUUUAUUAUCUUGGAAUCUCCAGCAUCUGCAGUUCCCAUUAUCUCUAAAAUCUGACCUAUCCGGCUUUCUUUGUACUCCCCCUCCACCAUACCAGGUUUUUCACUCUUCCGAUCAGCUUUCUCUCAUUCUCUUCCGCCCAGUUUUCUCUAUCUCUUUUCUACCCCGGUCUGGAGGCCGAGUGUCUGCUUAUCUAUCUCUUUCUCUCUCACUCGUCUAGGGUGUCACGCUGUCUGUCUGUGUGUGUGUGUAUCUCUCUCUAUUCCAGGGCGUCUCUGUGAUCUCGGUUUCCGACUCCUCAAUGGCUUAGGGUUGCUGAAUGUUAUGCGCCGCCUCCGUUUUCGUGAAUGUCUUAUUUACUACCGAUCAUGUGAUCAUUUUAAUCUGAGCCGGUCAUAUGAGGAGCCCCCAGAGUUUAGCUGUGCAUUCCUGUAGUAUUCUCCCAGCGUUCGGUAAAAAUAAUGAGGUGGUGUCUGCUGUUGCUAUGUGUCCGUAGCUGUUUCGGCUAUUACUCCCCAGAUGAAGUCCUGGACUUGCCUGGUCUGAGCACCCGUUUAAACUUUAGGCAAUGGUCCGGUUACCUUCAGGCGUCUCCAGGCAAACAUCUACACUACUGGUUUGUGACGUCUCAGCGAAACCCAGUCAAAGACCCUGUGGUCCUCUGGCUGAACGGUGGGCCUGGGUGUAGUUCCUUAGAUGGAUUCCUCUCUGAAAAUGGCCCUCUGCAUGUGAAUGAUGAUGGCAAUACACUCUACAUCAACAAGUACAGUUGGAAUAAAGUGGCCAAUGUUCUGUACCUGGAGUCCCCAGUUGGAGUUGGUUUCUCCUACUCGGAUGAUCAAAACUACGCCACUGAUGAUGAUGAGGUUGCAGAAAACAACUAUCUGGCCCUGAAGGAUUUCUUCAGCAAGUUCCCCAACUUCACAAGCAAUGAUUUCUAUAUCUUCGGUGAAAGUUAUGGGGGUGUCUAUACACCGACUCUGAGUCUGAAAAUUGCUGAUGGCCCAGCUAAGAUUAACCUCAAGGGCUAUGCAGUUGGGAAUGGACUGAGCAGCACGUUCUACAACGACCAGUCGCUCGUCUACUUUGGAUAUUACCAUGGACUCUUUGGGGACACAUUGUGGAACAGACUGAACAGAUACUGCUGCAAGGAUGGAUCUUGCAACUUCUUCAACAACACCAAUCAUAACUGCCAAGAAACAUUGGAGGAAGUCUUCAUGAUAAUUUACAACAGUGGGCUCAAUGUGUACUCGCUGUACAUGGACUGUGCUGGGGGAAUACACAAAAAUAACAUGCGCUUCCUCAAAGACCUCCAGAACAUCUUUCAAUUUUACCAGUUUGAAGUAGUGGAGGACUCCGAUGAUUCCAGUAACUUAGUUCCUCCAUGUAUUAAUGGUACAGCUCAGAAUGCAUGGCUAAAUCGUGCAGAUGUGAGAAAGGCCCUCCAUAUUCCACAAAUUGUCCCAGCCUGGGACAUCUGCAGUGAUGUGGUUGGUGAAGAGUACCAUCGUGUCUAUCCCACAAUGCAUGACUUCUACAUGAAGCUGCUCAGUAAGGGUCUGCGUGUGCUGGUCUACAAUGGGGAUACAGACAUGGCUUGCAACUUUCUGGGCGAUAAUUGGUUUGUGCAGUCAUUGAAUCAGAAGAAAACCCGAGACUAUCAACCAUGGACUUACAAUAAACAGAUCGCAGGGUUCUAUGAACAAUACGGGAACCUCACCUUCCUGACUGUCAAGGGGGCUGGACACAUGGUACCACAGUGGGCACCAGCACAAGCUUUGAAGAUGUUUGAAUCAUUCCUCACCAACUCUACAUACUGAUGAGGCUGCCACCUUGCCUUGAAAGCUGAUUGCCUACCUUACUGCCUUAUCAGCCUCUUGUUAAAUUUUUACCUCUUUUUCUCUUCCAAAUGGGAUUUUAUUGUAGCACAGGGACCAAAGCAAACUGCACCAAGCUGACCCAAAGGAAGCCUAAUCAAAAACAUUUGAGUAAAGAGGACUAGAUUAGAAGAAGUAUCAACGUUAAGUUAAUGAAGUUAAGUUGUUAACUUAUCAAGUUAACAAAGAAUUACUUUUAAUAAUUAAGAGAUUUCUCCUAUGAAAUUGCAAGAGAAAGGAAUACGGAGGAAUAUUCAAGAGUUGUGGUACAGAAAUACCAGGCAAUAAUCAUAUCAAACAAGAGAGAAUCUGACAUUGUCCAUUGACAUUUGAGGGCACUACCAUCACUGGGCAGUUCUCCUCCUGAUAAGUCAGAAGUGUGAUGGAAUCUGUUCCAAUUCCCUGGAUUGGAAUAGCUCCAAUAAAUACCCAAGGAGUUUGACACCAUCCAGGACAAAGUCAACUGCCUUAACUUAUCCAGACGUUAUCCUUCCUUUACUGAGUUAUUAGCCUGGAACUCCCUUCUGACAAUGCUGUGGGUUUACCUACACCACAAGAACUGCAGUAGUCCAAAAAGGCAACUCACCGCUAACUUCCCAAGGGCAGUAGAUGACCAUGCCAGCAAUGCCCACACCUUAUGAAAACAUUUGAAAAGAAGUUCAUGCUGACUGGGUCUUCUCAGACCUAAGUCCGUACUUGUUCUUGGAAGUGCUGUUAAUGUUCCGAAAGCCCGUGUUUCUGGAGCAAUACCUUCACCCUGUGCCCAUGCUGGUUGUAACGCUGUUACUGUGUGACCCUGUCUGGAUCUGUGUGUAUACACACUGGAAGUCAUGUGUGUAGGUGUUAGCAUUUCGGGUCCGGUGACCCUGCCUCGACUCAAAACGUUAACUUUGAUUUCUCUCCAUUGAUGCUGCCAGACCUGCUGAGCUUUUCCAGCAUCUUCUGUUUUUGUUUCUGAUUUACAUCAUCCACAGUUUUUUUUUGUUUUUUUUAUGAGUGUAUCCUUGGGCCCAGUUCAGCUCAGUUUGAUGCAGUUGCUAUUUUGGAUUAAAAAUCCCAUUUUGGAAUGUUUUUUUUGUUUUGUAAUCUUGGGAUUGCUAAUCAUUAGAAUGUCAAUCAGUUACCUGAAGGACCUUUUUUGUUGUAAAAAAAAAAAAAAAAAUUUUUAAUUAAUGGCCAGUGACUACUGACUCUGUUCAACAACUUUACCUCCUCCAGAAUGGGUGGAGUCCUUUGGUUGCCUUUCAGAUGGGUUUCUGAGAAAUUUUAUACUUGGUAUAAGUAUAUGAGUAAUUUGAGUCGUAAUGUAUGGCAAGUUUGAGAGUAAAAGGUAGUUUGUAACCUAC